CCUCGAGUGCGCAUGCGCGAAGGGUUGACGUGCGCUGAGCUUAGAAGAAAAGGAACGGCCGGCGCCAUGCGCUUCCAUCAGACUCGCGGCUUGCGCUGAGACUUCAAAACUGUCAUAAUAUAAACACCCCGGUAAUAUAAGAGGGUCAACGUUUUCUUUUGUCAAACACCCGGGAAUAAAGACUGGAAUGACAAUUCGCGGCGGAGGUAGGGGGACGGCGCUUGUUGAUAGUUGUGGUAAAGUUGCAUGGUGAUACUGUAAGCAAGUAGUAUUAUUGUAUGGACGUAAAGCGUUGAAACAUGGAGGGAAAGUCAAAGGAAAGCGAAAAACUUGAGAGAGAUCGGCAGUAUUGUGAGCUCUGUGGGAAAAUGGAGAGCCUUAUGAAGUGUGGACGGUGUCGCAGCUCGUUUUACUGCAGCAAAGAGCACCAGAGACAAGACUGGAGGAAGCACAAGCAAGUGUGCAAGGAGGCCGACAAGCAGCAGGCAGACCCCGCGCAAGAGCCAGUCACAGAACACGGUGCGAUUCCGUGUAAUGCUGCCGAACAUUCAAAACAACACAGCACUUCUCAAAGUAACGCCGCAGCCGUGACGUCAGGCGGCGAAAAAAAGAAAGAUCUUAUCAAACCCGCCGCAGGCUCGGAAACCGCGAUUGACGCGAACCCCACCGGGGACAGCUUGAAACCCAACGGCCAGACGAGGUCCACUCCUCAAAAACUGGCCACGGACUAUAUCGUGCCCUGCAUGAACAAGCACGGCAUCUGCGUGGUGGACAACUUCCUCGGAGACGAGAUCGGACGCAACAUUCUGAAGGAUGUCAAAGCCCUUUACCUGACCGGCGGCUUCACGGACGGACAGCUGGUUAGUCAGAGGAGCGAUUCGUCCAAAGACAUUCGGGGUGAUAAGAUAACCUGGGUGGAGGGGAAAGAACCGGGCUGCGAGCGCAUAUCGUUUCUUAUGAGCCGAAUGGACGAUCUGAUACGACACUGUAACGGUAAACUGGGAAACUACAGGAUCAAUGGAAGGACGAAGGCGAUGGUGGCAUGUUACCCUGGCAACGGGACAGGAUACGUACGGCAUGUGGAUAACCCUAACGGAGAUGGGAGAUGUGUCACGUGCAUAUAUUACCUGAAUAAAGACUGGAAUGCCAAGGAACACGGUGGUCUUCUGCGGAUCUUUCCAGAGGGAACAGCUCAGUUUGCAGACAUCGAGCCCAAGUUUGAUAGACUCAUACUCUUCUGGUCAGACAGACGCAACCCGCACGAGGUUCAACCGGCGUACUCCACCAGGUAUGCCAUAACAGUGUGGUAUUUUGACGCUGAUGAACGAGCUCGAGCUAAAGAGAAAUAUCUAACAGGUGCAGGUGAAAAGGGCGUGAAAAUGGAACUAAACCGAUCGUCUGAGCCCAGCUAGCAAAUCAGGAAUUGAAUGAAGAGUCGUCGCCUGAAUGAUCCUCCAGAGUCCUUCUGCCUGCUGCUGCGAGAGGGAUGAACAGAGAAGAAAAGCCACUUUCUCUCUUUCAAUCCUCCAUCUAUCAUCUGAGGGGCUUCUCAUAGGGACUUUUAUCGUGGUAGAGCUGUGCUGCAUGGACAGAUAUGCAGAAAUACGCUUUGUGUAUCUUUUAUGAAGAAUGCUGGCUUACAUGUUAAUAGGAAGGACUGAAUGCUACAAUUCAAGCAAGUGUGUGUCCAGACUGUUCAAUACAAGGUUAUUUUGAGCUAUGACCCCCCAAAACCAUUCUCUCUUUGCACAUGUAUUAAUAAAGGUACAGUUUGUCAACUACAAACAAAACAAAAAACCCUUUUCAAGGUUAUAAGCUCAGCAAAAUGUGUUGUUUGUGUUAUUCUGCUCAUCAGCCACAGUCAUUAUUGCGUUUUUGUAUGGUUCGUAAUACAGUUUUCAGGGUUUCCUCUUGACCUAGGAUGUGCUCCUGAAUCAUGGCUUGCAUCUGUUGCUUAGUUACCGGGUGCAUUGCUGGAUCGCCUUUGCCAGUAAACAGCGAUAUGUCUGUUGUUGCAGACGUUUUGUCUACAGUAUGUUGUCUCAAGCCAAAACUGACACCUCAUGUGUAACAGCUCUUGAGUUUUAAAUAAAAGGCAUUUUUCUCCGGA
Messenger RNA from Misgurnus anguillicaudatus (oriental weatherfish), 2110 nucleotides. RefSeq names its product egl-9 family hypoxia-inducible factor 1b (gene egln1b). Gene Ontology annotation, biological process: peptidyl-proline hydroxylation to 4-hydroxy-L-proline; cellular response to hypoxia. Gene Ontology annotation, cellular component: nucleus; cytoplasm. The record is from RefSeq and is a predicted model, not a curated record. Gene Ontology annotation, molecular function: peptidyl-proline 4-dioxygenase activity; ferrous iron binding; L-ascorbic acid binding. Lineage: Eukaryota; Metazoa; Chordata; Actinopteri; Cypriniformes; Cobitidae.